AUGACACUGGACGCGCACGAUAAGCUUUUGGAAACAGUCCUACAAGAGUACAAAAUUUUAGCCGAAUACGAAAGACUUCAAAGUGAAGAUCUUGGUGGUAUUUACGUAACUCCUUCGUUCGAAAAUCCCUUCCUUUGGUUUGGCGUUAUAUUUGUGCGAUGUGGAGUGUACAAAGAUGGAGUAUUCCGGUUUACCAUAACUUUUCCGAACCGAUUCCCUAACGACAGUACCGUUCCAGUCGUAACGUUUCAAAGCGAUGUGUUUCAUCCACUAAUCAAUCCCAACGACGGAGUACUUGACCUUUCGGAAGCGUUUCCCAAAUGGCAAUAUGGUGAUAAUCACAUCUGGCAAAUGUUGAAAUUUGUACAGUCCGUCCUCCAAAAUUUGGACAGCCACACGAUACGUACGGAUCACUUGGCUAAUAACGAAGCGUACGAAUUGCUGUUGGAAAAUCGUACCGAUUUUCUGAUACGAGUCGAGCAAUGUGUAGAUGAAAGCCAGCAAAAACUGUACGAACUGCCCGCACAUCCGGAUCGGUUCUAUAUAAGUUUCGAUCGAUUCAACCCGGACGUUCAUGGACCAGCACUACAGUCAAUGAAAGAAAACAGAGGACCGGAAGUGACGACACCCCCAUCGUCUGGCCUAUCAUGGGUACGAAAAGGUGUAUAUCAGCCUCUUAGCAAAUAA
This is a messenger RNA of Anopheles marshallii, 687 nucleotides long. Its product is annotated as protein crossbronx homolog. The transcript is spliced from 4 exons. NCBI's taxonomy places the organism in Eukaryota, Metazoa, Arthropoda, Insecta, Diptera, Culicidae. The record is from RefSeq and is a predicted model, not a curated record. The coding region runs from base 1 to 687 and encodes 228 amino acids.